Penaeus chinensis is the source of this 717-nucleotide messenger RNA. It is a transcript of the gene Osi18, whose product is annotated as histidine-rich glycoprotein-like. The coding region runs from base 1 to 717 and encodes 238 amino acids. The record is from RefSeq and is a predicted model, not a curated record. Lineage: Eukaryota; Metazoa; Arthropoda; Malacostraca; Decapoda; Penaeidae. The transcript is spliced from 2 exons.
AUGAUCAGGAAGUGUACAGGCAUAGAGCACCCUCCCCAUUACCUGUCCCAUUACCUGUCCCACUACCUGCCCCAUUACCUGUCCCACUACCUGUCCCAUUACCUGUCCCACUACCAGUCCUAUUACCUGUCCCACUACCUGUCCCAUUACCUGUCCAAUUACCUAUCCAACUACCUGUCCCACUACCUGUCCCACUACCUGUCCCACUACCUGCCCCACUACCUGUCCCACUACCUGCCCCAGUACCUGUCCCAUUUCCUGUCCCACUACCUGUCCCACUACCUGUCCCACUACCUGUCCCACUACCUGUCCCACUACCUGUCCCACUACCUAUCCCACUACCUGUCCCACUACCUGUCCCACUACCUGUCCCAUUACCUGUCCCACUACCUGUCCCACUACCUAUCCAACUACCUAUCCAACUACCUGUCCCACUACCUGUACCACUACCUGUCCCACUACCUGUCCCACUACCUGUCCCACUACCUGUCCCACUACCUGUCCCAUUACCUGUCCCAUUACCUAUCCCACUACCCUUCUCACUACCUGUUUCACUACCUGUUUCACUACCUGUCCCACUGUCCCACUACCUGUUUCACUACCUGUCCUAUUACCUGUCUCACUACCUGUCCCACUACCUGUCCCACUGUCCCACUACCUGUUUCACUACCUGUCCCAUUACCUGUCCCAUUACCUGUCCCAUUACCUGUCCCAUAA